Molecule: messenger RNA, 4024 nt
Organism: Taeniopygia guttata (zebra finch)
Lineage: Eukaryota; Metazoa; Chordata; Aves; Passeriformes; Estrildidae
Gene: RNF138
Product: ring finger protein 138
Biological process (GO): DNA double-strand break processing involved in repair via single-strand annealing; double-strand break repair via homologous recombination
Cellular component (GO): nucleus; site of double-strand break
Molecular function (GO): ubiquitin protein ligase activity; single-stranded DNA binding
Source: RefSeq, a predicted model, not a curated record
AGGAGCCGCGAGGGGCGGCGGGCGGAGCGCAGGCCGGGCUGGUUCCGCUGCCCCGCCGCAGCCCGGCCCGGAUCCCACCCGGCGCCGCUGCCCCCGGCCAUCCGCUCUCCGACCCCGGCAGCGCCCCCCGGGAGCGAAGCGGGGCCGGGCUCUCCUCAGCCCGCCAGGGCGGGGCUUGUUCGUCGUCCCCGAUCGUGGCGGAGAGGCCCUUACGUGUUGCCAUGGCCGAGGGGGCCGCGGCGGCCCCGGCGUGCUUCAGCGAGGAUGAUUUUUACUGCCCGGUGUGCCAGGAGGUGUUCAAAACGCCCGUGAGGACCGCCAACUGCCAGCACGUGUUUUGCAGGAAGUGCUUCUUGACAGCUAUAAGAGAAAGUGGAACACAUUGUCCUCUCUGCCGAGGGAGCGUGACUAAAAAAGAAAGAACGUAUCCCAAAAGGGCUCUAGAUGUUGAAAACAGUAUGAAGAAAGCUUCUGGGGGCUGUAGAUGCUGUGAGAAGCAGGUUAGAUUUUCAUGGAUGAGACAGCAUUAUAAAACGUGUAAGAAGUAUCAGGAUGAAUAUGGUGUUUCUUCAAUUAUGCCAAAAUUACAGAUUUCCCAAGAUGCAACAGGGAACAGUAGCAGGAAUGAUGCAAUAUCUGACACUGGCGAGAUGGCUAAUAAUCAAAUACGUCAAGGAGAAACAAGUGGACACCCAACUUUCAAAUGCCCCCUGUGUCAGGAAGCCAAUUUUACCAGACAGCGCUUGCUGGAUCACUGUAAUAAUAGACAUCUUUAUCAGAUCGUUCCUGUGAUCUGUCCUAUUUGUGUAUCUCUUCCAUGGGCAGAUACUAACCAGGUUACUAGAAAUCUUGUUAGCCAUCUAAAUCUAAGACACCGAUUUGACUACGGAGAAUUUGUGAAUCUUCAGCUUGAUGAAGAAGCCCAAUACCAAAAUGCAGUUCAAGAAUCCUGCCAUGUGAACUUUUAAAGUAGAACCCCCUUCAUCUUCAUACUGAUUAUCUGAGAGAAAAAUGACUUUAUUCUGUUGGAGAUCCAAAGGGUAUAUUAAUAAAAAUGUUUAGUACCCUCUUUUCGGGCUAAGCUUCUUUUCACACUCAUAAGGACUUCUGAUUUUGCUGAAACUCAGGCUUGACAUCUUGACUGAGUUCUGCCCCUGUGAAAUUAGGGACAUUUUUGGAACUUCUCACUCUUGUCUUGAUUUUCUCUAACUUUUACUACUCUGUUAAUUACAUGUUCAUUUGAUUAAUGUAGGAUGUUUUGAUUCACCAAAACCAACUUUGAAAGUAUCUUUAGAAAGACAUGCAAUGAUGCUCUGUUGCACUGUUGGGUUUCUUCAAGUUCAGCUGUCUUCUAAGGUAUCUUGUUAGAUAAUUUAUUUUUUUCCUCUUCCUGACAAAGACAGGCAUUUGUCAUACCAAGGACUAAUUUUAUUUUGUUGUUGUGAUUUGUUUUUUACUAUUGCUAUGUGACAGAAAAUAACAACAGCUUAAAAUAUUAAAAGAUUUCUAUAGAUCAACAAUGCAGAGCAGGACUUUUUUCACCUUUCAUUGAGAAAGAAUGAUGCCAUUGCCUAGGAAUAACUAAAUCUAUUUUUUCAUCUUUGGGAAUAACUAAAAUAGGAUGCUUGCUUACUAAUAUGAUGAGAUAUAUUCUCUGUACUCCUAAGGAAGAUUACAUAUUUUCUGAGCAAUUCAAGAUGACAUGCAAAAGGUGUACUUUUUUGGCCUAUGCCUGUGACCAGAUCUUGCUGGAGCUUUUUAAGAACUUCUAGUUUUGCAUUUGGAAUUGAAGUUUUGGUCUGUCCUGUCUUUCACAGAAGUCUGUGUUGCUAAAUAACUAAACCAGUUUCACACUACAAAAACUUUUUAUUUUUGUAAAGCUGUUUAAAACUUGUACAUCUCCUGCAUCUGAAGGCUUCAAAAAACUGUUGAGAAGAAAACACUUACUUUAAAAUAGUGACCAACAUAUUUUAAGAGUUCCUGUUCUAGAUUUCCACCUUCCCAGCAAGAACAUAAUUAAAUUUGGAGAAAAUAGUAAUAAUGCAAUUUUGAAAUUAAAUGGAAAAUCCAGUCAUAAAAACUUUAGGAUCUUUUAUAUAAUACUAAAAGGGAGAAGGGGAGAGAAGGCUGCACUGUCGCUGUCAAGGCAGGACGGGAAUGAAGAGACUCUGACCAGAAGGCUGCUGAGAGUAAAACUCCGGUUUAUUCAAAAUACACUGCUCUUUUAUACAGAGCUUCGAGAGGACCAAGUCCAUUGGUCCUGAAAUGAAAACAAUCCACAGCAUUGGUGCAGAGUGCUUGACGCACAGUGAUAGGACUUAACUAUAAACAAUGUGAGUAACAAGAAAGAAUUAUUUACAUUCUUCUCCAACUCUUUUCCAGGCUUCUGCCUGGCUAGAAACUCUCAUUUCUCUUUUUGAAUGAGUCUGAGACCCACACUGCACAGCAUACAUUUUGGAGUUUUAAAUAGUGUGCUGAACAUACACCUGUUAGGACUGACUGCAUUCUGUGUUUCCAUCACCCCUUGUCAAGUUAUUGUUAUUCAUGAGCAUUGCAUAUGUGGUGGAAAACAUCCCCAGUAAUUUUUUUGUCUAGAUGGUGAUUUAUAUGUUGUAGUAUCAGUUGUGCAGCCAAAGUACAGUCUACUGCUUGUGGCCUGCCUCCCUUUUUCUUUCCAAACAGAGGUUUUGAUUCUUCUUUAAAUGCUGAAAUAUCUUGUGUUCCAAAAGUGAUAAUGUUGAAAUGCCUCAUUUUACAAUGUAAUGUGUUUCAGAACUGAAACUUCUAUUUUAUUGAGUGUUGGAACUAACCCACUAUGCAUUUUAUCUUGCCUUUUCUAUCUUAAAUUUUUUUCUAGUGUAAAACAUUACUGAAGGCAUUGCUGGCUAAAAUUCAGAGAAAGUUGUCUAUUUCAGAAAUAACUAUUUCAAAAACCUUGUCUGAAGCUUACGUCUUUUUUAUAAUUACAUUUUUUGCAUUUCGUUACUAUUUCACUACAGUAUUUUGACAGCAGACCACACUUGGAACUUGUAUUCCAAUUUCCUUUUUUGCUCCCAUAUAUGUCUGUAUAUUCUCACUUGUCUGUCAGCUCUGGUGCUUGUAUGACCACAUACUGUUUUGGAGUGGUUCACUGAGCCAACAGAAAAAAAAAAAGUAAAUUUUUACUUUUGCUCAGUAAAGCCAUCUAUUAAACAGUGCCCUUUUACAGAAAAGAAUGUCAAGAUACCUGAUGAUGAAGUUUUACCUUUUUAAAAUAAAACCACAUACUAUAGUGAUUUAUUACUGCAUACAUUUCCUAAGGAGUUUAACAAUUAGAUGUAAGUCUAGUUAACUUUUUUAGAUUCAACAAAAUGUUUAUAUGAUCUGGCAAUAAAUGCCUACAGCCAAUACAGAUUCUGAAUCCUCAUGGACGCUGGAACUAGUUAUUUCUAUUACUUGAAUAUGUCUUGGGAAUUGCGAGUGAAAUUACAUCUGUUUUAAAACUCUGGGAAACAAUUUUUUCUAUAGCAAUAAUUAGUUGUCUCUUGAUGCAUAGUUGCUGAGAAUUUUAGUCAUGUUUAAAUGUUGAGAGACUUGAAUACACAUUUUAAAGCAACAAGUGUGUAUUAAUGCAAUAUAAAAAAAACUUUCAAAAUGUUUAUCCUCUUUAUUUAAAAUCUGUAUUGGCAGGUGCUGCCUUGCUUAAGAUUUUGUACUUUUUCAUAUUAAGAGAUUGCAUCCAAUACAUUCACUAGGUUAAUGUUUAAUGAAAAAUUAUUUGAAUAUGUUGCUGCUGGUCAUAAUCUUUCUCACUGAAACUCAGACAUGCGCAAAAAGCUGUGUAUUUGUGAUGGGUGAUGCCCAAAACCCGAAAUUUUUACUAGAAGAUUGCUUCUUAACAAUGUUUUCAUGUUCAUGUUGCAUUAUGUAUAGUUUCAGUGUGUUAUGUUUGAAUUGUACCUUCUGGGUUUUUUCCUGUUAAAGUAUUUUAUUUUCUAUUUGUCUUUUUGUUGCAUAAUAAAGAUGAUCAAUUCCCUUGGUGCUA